UCCUUCAUCGCGUCAAUCCAAAUGGGUCAAUUGACCGAUCGGAUAGAGGCCGCCAACGAGCUGGCUUCUCUUGCGCAGGAUAAUGAUAGGAACAAGAAAAUCAUUGUGGAAGAAGGCGGCGUCCCCCCUCUGUUAAAGCUUUUGAAAGAGACUUCUUCCCCUGACGCCCAAAUCGCGGCGGCCACCGCGCUUUACAACCUCGCGAACGAUCAGGAAAGGGCAAGGAUCAUUGUUGGUGAAGCUGGGGUCCCGAUUAUCGUACAGGUUCUUGGGGAUUCUCCCAUGAAGGUCCAGAUUAUGGUGGCGAAUUUGGUGGCUAUAAUGGCAGGAAAUGACCUGGUAUCUCAAGAGGAUUUUGCUCGACAGAAUGUGAUUCGGCCCCUUGUUACGCUCUUGUCUUUCGAGACCUUCGUGGAUAAUCCUAAUCCCAUUGCGGAAUUGAGUAAGCAUAGUAUACAUUCAAUUGUCCAAAUCAAUAAAGAAAUGGAAAGGAAGAAUUAUAGACCUUAUACAACUUUGUUUUCCAAUUCGCAUUCGGAGGGUAGUAGUAGGGGAGGGCAGCAUAGGAGAGAGAGGGAAAGUGAGAAGUCGGAAGUGAAGCUUCAGCUCAAGAUUAGCUGUGCCAAGGCCCUAUGGAUGCUUGCGGGAGAGAGUAUCUUGAAUUGUAGGGGGAUAACUGAGACCAAAGGGUUACUGUGUUUGGCAAAGUUGGUUGAGAAAGAGGAAGGAGAGUUGCAGCUCAAUUGCUUGAUGACGAUAAUGGAGAUUACAGCUGCGGCAGAGUCCAAUGCGGACCUUAGACGUGCGGCUUUCAAGACCAACUCGCCUGCAGCGAAGGCUGUUGUGGAUCAACUGCUGAGGGUGAUAAAAGACUUGGACAACCCCUCAUUGCAAAUCCCUGCCGUAAAGUCCAUUGGUUCAUUGGCUAGGACUUUCCCGGCGAGAGAGACUAGAGUGGUGGGUCCUUUAGUGUCCCAACUGAGUAGUUCACACCAAGAAGUAGCUACAGAGGCUGCCAUUGCCUUAAAGAAGUUUGCUUGCCCGGACAAUUUCCUAUGCAUUGAGCAUUCAAAAGCCAUUAUCGACUUCAAUGGUGUCCCUCCUCUAAUGAAGUUGCUAAGAGGGACGGAGCUGCACGCACUGAUUCUGCUCUGCUACCUUGCAUUACAUGUCAGCAAUGAACCGGCUCUGGAGCAGGCGAGGGUUCUCACUGCCCUCGAGGGAGCAGACCAUAUUCUAGCUCAACAACCUGAGCUGAAAGAAUUGGUUGCCAAAGCAGUGUAUCAGCUGAAUCUAUAUCACAGUGGAAGUCACUCUCAAAGGCUGCCUUGAAAUCUUCUCUAGCUUCGGGCUGGUAAAUUACUUCGUUAAUUUUCAGGGGAUUAAUAGAAAGUAUAGAAACUGGUAGAUUCAGGUACAAGGAAGAAACUUUAACUUAGAAGACAGUAGGUGUUUUCUGGCAAAGCAACAUACAUCAGAACAGAUUGAAUGGUUUAAUAUCUUGGUAGCUGCACAUAUAGCUGUUCAUUUUUCUUUUUUUACUUACAAGGCUUAUAUGAAUGAUUAUUAUUCAAUUUGCCUCA
This is a messenger RNA of Carica papaya (papaya), 1583 nucleotides long. It is a transcript of the gene ARO4, whose product is annotated as armadillo repeat only 4. The record is from RefSeq and is a predicted model, not a curated record. Gene Ontology annotation, biological process: cell surface receptor signaling pathway. Gene Ontology annotation, molecular function: protein binding. Lineage: Eukaryota; Viridiplantae; Streptophyta; Magnoliopsida; Brassicales; Caricaceae.